Messenger RNA from Mastomys coucha (southern multimammate mouse), 1191 nucleotides. Its product is annotated as endosome-associated-trafficking regulator 1-like. NCBI's taxonomy places the organism in Eukaryota, Metazoa, Chordata, Mammalia, Rodentia, Muridae. The coding region runs from base 1 to 1182 and encodes 393 amino acids. The record is from RefSeq and is a predicted model, not a curated record. The transcript is spliced from 2 exons. Gene Ontology annotation, cellular component: recycling endosome; ciliary basal body; midbody. Gene Ontology annotation, biological process: regulation of cytokinesis; positive regulation of protein localization to cilium; positive regulation of cilium assembly.
AUGCCUGACCUUGGCCCCUGGGGAACCCAUGUCAGUGGAGCCGAGGUACCUGCCUUGGGCUUCAAAGUAGCAGCUGUCCCUCCCGCAGGCAUGCCUCCUCCAGGGCCUCGUCCCGUCAGGAGGGGCAGGUUUUGGGAACCAUCACAGACACAGAACCUCGUGGUUCCGGACAGUGACAAACUUGAAGAUCUUGAAGAAGCCAAUCCAUUCUCCUUCAAAGAGUUUUUGAAAACCAAGAACCUCAGCCUGUCAAAAGAAGAUACGACCACCAGCCGAAUUUACCUGAAGGAAGCCUCAAGGCACCCACUGGGACUAAACCACAGCUCCCCUGCCUCCCAACCCAUGGGAUAUGGCUUGGAAUAUCAGCAGCCAUUUUUUGAAGACCCAACAAAAGCCAGCAACCUAGAGGAGGAUGAAGAAGAUGGAUGGAAUAGAGCCUACCUGCCAUCUGCUGUGGAGCAGACUCAUUCCUCUAGAGCCACACAGAACUCAUCACCCUGUGGCACCUACCUUUCCUUUUUUUCUAACACAUCAGAGCUGGCAGGUCCUGAGUCUUUGCCCCCAUGGACGCUGAGUGAUGCUGACUCCAGGAUCUCCCCAGCAAAUCCAGCUGGGAGUCCUAACGCAGACUUUUCGGCUCAUGAAGAAUCCCUAGGGGACAGACACCUGCGGACAUUGCAGAUAAGUUAUGAAGCACUGAAAGAUGAAAACUCUAAGCUCAGAAGAAAGCUAAAUGAGGUUCAGAGCUUCUCUGAAACUCAAACAGAAAUGGUGAGGAUGCUCGAAUGGAAGUUGGAGGCGAAGAUGAUCAAGGAGGAGAGUGACAUCCACGACCUUGAGUCAGUAGUCCAGCAAGUCGAACAGAACCUCGAACUGAUGACCAAACGGGCUGUAAAAGCAGAAAAUCAUGUCUUGAAGCUGAAACAGGAAAUAAAUUUGCUUCAGGCACAGCUCUCAAACUACAGGCGAGAAAAUGAAGCCCUGCGGUCAGGCCAGGGUGCCAGCCUUACCGUGGUGAAACAGAACACUGAUGUGGCCUUGCAGAACCUCCAUGUUGUCAUGAACAGUGCACAUUCAUCCAUAAAGCAACUGGUGUCUGGAGCAGAGACACUGAACCUUGUUGCUGAAAUCCUCAAGUCUAUCGACAGAAUUACUGAAGUUAAAGAUGAAGCAGACUCUUGAGAAGCUCUG